UUGUACUAGUUUAAAUGUUUUAUACAUCAUCGCAGUAGUUCUGUAAUUUUAGCUCAUUUAGACUAAUUUCAAAAGUCCAAAAGUACGAUCGUGCUCGUGUUCUGCGAUAAUGCUUACCACUUUGAUGUAUCGAACCGCAGCGGUCACGAUGACCGUCUACAUGACCAAUCGCGUUGGAGUUUGGGGCAAAACGGAGGAGACGGAUCAGCUGCUGCAUCAGGUGGCCAAGGGACUGCAUCCAUUGGCUGGACUCCUGCGACGAGUGCUGAACUUUGAGGAGAGCGAUCUGAGUGUGACAGAGCUCUCCCGAAAGUACUACAAUGAGGGUGUGAAGGGCACCUUUCGUAUUAUCCGAAAUAUACCCAAUUACUCGGAGGAUCUGGCCGAUGGAGCCAAGGUCACCUGUCUGGAUCUGGUGGAGAAGGCCAAGGAGUUGCGCCACCAAGAAUAUGCAACAUGGUGGCAGAAGUCCACGAAUAGCGAGAAACUGAAGAUUGAUUCUGCAGCUGGCGAUGGAUCCUCCGAGGAUUUAAUCACUUUUCCGAAACCAAAGUCCGUGGACAACUUUGCGGGGCAAGGCAAUGUUGUCCUUAAACCGCGAACAAAGUGAGAUUUUAAGCAUUACUCUACCUACACAACAAGAAAAAGAAACAACUCAACUCAAACUCUGCAAAAUCGAAUUGUUAAAUCUUUGGGCAAAGAACAUGCAUGUAAAUCAUGUUGGAAUACUGUGCAAUUAAAGCUAUGCUAAGGCAAUCGCGUUUUGAAACAAUA
Molecule: messenger RNA, 774 nt
Organism: Drosophila yakuba
Lineage: Eukaryota; Metazoa; Arthropoda; Insecta; Diptera; Drosophilidae
Product: MICOS complex subunit MIC13 homolog QIL1
Exons: 2
Coding region: 110-610 (166 amino acids)
Biological process (GO): cristae formation
Cellular component (GO): MICOS complex; mitochondrial crista junction
Source: RefSeq, a predicted model, not a curated record